Trametes versicolor FP-101664 SS1 is the source of this 3555-nucleotide messenger RNA. RefSeq names its product Nrap protein. NCBI's taxonomy places the organism in Eukaryota, Fungi, Basidiomycota, Agaricomycetes, Polyporales, Polyporaceae. The transcript is spliced from 11 exons. The record is from RefSeq and is a predicted model, not a curated record. Gene Ontology annotation, biological process: tRNA export from nucleus; rRNA processing. The coding region runs from base 1 to 3555 and encodes 1184 amino acids. Gene Ontology annotation, cellular component: UTP-C complex; small-subunit processome; CURI complex.
AUGGGCUCAGGCAGUGACCAGGACACGGAAGAGGGGGCCUGGGGUGGAAUCGAGGCCACGCCGGCGCACACUGCAGAGGCUGGUCCAUCUAAGUCGCACAUACUGAAACCACCUACUGGAGAAGAGCUCAGGAAGAUCAAGGACGCGUCCGAACUCUUCAGGUCCACCUCAUUCAAGUCGCAGAUCGACGCUAUGCUCCCAAACGUCCGCCCGAAAUACGACAAGUCACAACCGUUGGAUACUCUCCUCUUGUCUAUUCACAAGCUCCUCAUGGAACUGCCUGCCAUCGCACCUCAGCAUCCACUUCAUGCGUCAAGAGCGCUCUCCAAACAGGGCAUCGACGUGCCCUAUGUGCGCCCCCUUCCGACGGAAGAGACCAACUGGAAGGUCUCUUUCGAGAAGCCCUCUGAGAUAAUGUUGGCAGGCAGCUGGAUCACGAAGACUGCCGUAAAGGCCAAGGACUCCGCUCCAUUCACGGUCGAUCUCGCAGUAGAGAUGCCUUCGAAUCUAUUUCAGGAGAAAGACUAUCUCAACAGCCGAGUCUUCCAAAAACGCGCUUACUACCUAGGUGUCGUCGCUUCUGCGAUAGCUAAGGCCAAGUCCACUCUUCGCUGUGAGCUCUUCUAUGAGUCCGUCUCUGGUGACCCGCGCAGGACCUGCCUUGUGCUUCGUCCAGAACCUGACGGCUCGCGUAAAAGUUCGGGCAAGGUCCCUAUACACGUCCGCAUUAUCCCUUUCAUCAGCGAGUCGCCCAUCCCGCUUCAGCGGCUAUCCCCCGCGCGGUCCAAUAUUCGCGCAACCACCCUCAAGGAUGAGUCCAAGGAGGAGCCGACGCCCUUGUACAACACUGCGUAUAUGCUCAUGACCACACCGAGAGCUCACUCGCUUCACAUACACGCUUUGACAAAGAAUGUGCCUUCCUUCGUCGAUGCACUCACACUGCUCCGAGUUUGGGCGAACCAGCGCGGCUACGGUCUAGGGAGCCGCAUGUGUGUACGUGGCUUUGAGGGCAAGGGCAUAUGGUGGGCGUCGAUUUUGGAUCUCAUGGUCAACGGCGAGGAGCCGCCUCCUGCGGGCCUGGGCAAGAGGGGCGCCAGACGCAAGCCUUUGGGGAAGGGUUUGAGCUCGUAUCAGCUCUUUAAGGCCGCCUUAGAUUUCCUCGCGCGACACAACUUUGGCGAGGAGGCUGUAUUCGUAAAGUCGAAGGACGGACAUCGGUUCCCUCCUAGCAGUUAUUCGAGCCAUGAAGCUGUCUUCGUGGAUGCGACGUCGUCGGUCAACCUAUUGGCGGACGUCCCGUUGGCUUCUCUCGAUACGCUAAGAUACGACGCUCAAUCAACCUUGGAGCUUUUGGACCACGCUUCUAUAUCUGAAGACACUUUCGCCCCUUUGUUCUUGCAGGAGCACCGCGACGUAUUCGCACGUUUCGACGUAGUCGCACGAGUGGACCUGUCGUCUGUGGAGGUGCGUACAGUGUCUGCGCAACAUGUUGCCGAUCAUGGCUCGGCCUACAACGCAGCAGUCGCACAACUCGUCUCCACGCUGCGCCAAGGUCUCGGGGAUCGUGCCAAGUCCAUAGCCGUCCUCCAUGCCUCUUCAGACGUCCGGCCGACGUCGCAAGCGCUCCCGACACAGUCAUCUGUUGUGCACGUUGGAAUCAUCCUGGACAGCGAGCAUGCCUUCCGGCUCGUCGACCACGGUCCUCCAGCCGAGGAACAAGAGAGCGAGAGGACAAGACAGUUCCGCGAGUUCUGGGGCGACAAGGCCGAGCUGAGGCGCUUCAAGGACGGCUCAAUCGCGGAGAGCGUCGUGUGGGACGUCAAGAACGCCGACGAGCGCGCCCGCAUUCCCGCCAUGAUCACGCACCAUCUCCUCGCGCGUCAUUUCGGCCUUGGGGCGGACGCUGUACAAACUUGGCAAACCGAAUUCGACACGCUGCUGAAGCUGCCCGAGUCGAUCUCGUCCCUAUACCAGGCUUCGAGCGCGUCGGUCGGCUUCAAGUCCGCGCUCUCGGCGUUCGAUGCGCUCGUCAAGCAUUUCAGGGCGCUCGAUGAGCAGUUUCCCCUCGCGGUGCUCAACGUCAGCCCCGCCUCCCCCGCACUUCGAUACACCGACGUUUUCGUCCCCGCCACACUUGCCAUCGCCUCCCGCUCAGCACUCCCGAAGCCCACUUCGUAUCUCCCCGCCAUGGACAUCAUCAUCGAGUUCGAGAAGUCCGCCCGGUGGCCCGACGACCUGCGGGCGAUCCAGAAGAUGAAGCUCGCGUUCUUCGAGCGCCUCGCCAGCAUCCUCAUGCACGCCGUCAAGGGCCUCCAGGCGACCGUCGUGCUCGGCGCGGGCCCGGCGCGCACGGAGAUCGCGGACGAGGCCGCACUCGACAUCAUCACCGCGGACGGCUGGGCGUUCCGCGCGCGCAUCUGGCACGACCGCGAGGCGACGCUCCUCGACCGCAUCAUCAACGACCAGCCGCACGUCCCCAAGGCCCUGCGCCAGGCGAAGACUGGCGAGGACGCACGCGAGCGCCAGCUUGCUCUGCAUGCGCGCGAGCUGUAUACGCGCCGGUUCAUCCACGCUCCCCGGCAUCACCGCGCGAUCGCGGCGCUCUACCAUCGGUUCCCAGCAUUUUCGAACACCGUCAGGCUGACGAAGCGGUGGCUUGCGGCCCACUGGCUGCUGCGCGGCCAUGUCUCGGAGGAGGCGGUCGAGCUGCUCUGCGCACAGGUGUUCCUGCGCACGGGUCCGCCCUCCGCCGCGGACACCGCCGCUAACACGAAGACGUUCGCCCCGGGUUCGAAGGAGCGCGGCUUCGCGCAGGUCAUCGCGUUCCUGAAAGACUGGGAAUGGGCCGGCGGCCUGGAUAUCUCGCUGGACAACGCGGACCAGACCGCGCGCGACGCCCCGGCCGUUGUGCCCCCUACGACCACCGCGAAGGACGUCGCGUGGGCGCUGCGGACGCCCUUCGACCCGCGCGGGCACAUGUGGACGUCGGCGGGCCCAAACGCCGUCGUCGCACGGCGCAUCACCGCGCUCGCGAAGGCGACGUGGGCGUGCCUACACGCGCUGGAGAGCGGCACCUCCAGCGUGCAGGCCCUCUUCCACCACCCGACGGACCACUACGACUUUGUGAUCGCGCUCAACCCGGCGCUCUCCACGCGCGCCCACCAGAAGCUCGACGCCGACCCGUCCGCAUGGGCGCCGAAGGGCAAGUACGCGAACGCGCGCGUGCAGGACGCCGCCGCGUCCGUCAUGCCCGCCUUCGACCCCGUCGCGAUGUUCUACGACGACCUGUCGCAUGUGUACGCGGACACGGUCCUCCUCUUCCACGACGCCUUUGGGGGCGACCGCAUCGGGGCCGUCUGGCAGCCUGCCCUGCGGAGCGCGCGGCCGUUCCGCGCGCUCGGUGGCUUCUCUAGCACGCCGACACACAAGGAUGCGGCGAAGGGGAAGGACAAGGACAAGGGGCUGGUGGUCCUCAACGAGCGUGCGCUCUUUGCCGAAGUGCAGCGGCUGGGCAGCACCCUCGUUGCGGGGAUCGCACCCCAGGGCACAUCGUAG